CACGCAAACAUACGCACACUCACAUAACUGAAGUUUUGGCCACUCGCCCGUGUGGUUAUACAAGUAGGCAUCUAAUCUCGACUAAUCCUCAUUUCAAACAAACGCGCACACACACACAGGUCUGGACUCUGCCUCAUCUCUGGAAAUCCUAAAGAGCCUGUCAAUGCUGGCAGAGACGGGCCGAGCAGUUGUGGUCACCAUCCACCAGCCACGCAGCGAGAUAUUCCACUCGUUUGACAAGAUCCUCCUGCUGUGCCGCGGUCAGGUGGCCUUCUUUGGCUCCCCCAUCAAGGUCUGGGACUUCUUCACACGGGCUCUCAACUACGAGGAUGAGUCUCUGUCUGACUCAGGCUCCUCCACCAACACAGCAGACAGAAUCCUGGACCUCCUCAAAGAGCAGCGGAGCCAACAGCAGGUGUUGCGCAAGUACCGCAGCUGCGGAGAGCCGACAAAGGUCAAGUGUGCCGUGUGGCGGGGGAAAGGGAGCGCAGAACACACACCUCUAUCACCAGACAGUCGUAAUCCUGGAUUCUGGCACAGACUGGUGUCACUGGAGGCCAGGGCAUCACUGCGACAGACUACAUUCACAAUCAUCUACCUCCCCAUUGUCUACCUCGUGUUUGGAACCAUUCUCGGGACGACAUACCUCUUCACCAACACACCGGUCCAGGUCAUGUCCGUCACCUGUCUCCUCAGCUGUUCCUCCUCCCUCUUCAUGAGCUCCAUCAUCAUGUCCCUCCUCGUCGAACCCCUCAAGCUCUUCCGACUCGAACACUCGGACGGAAUCUCCAGUGCCCACGAGCUCAUCCUCCAGGUGUUUAUCCGCAUGUCCUCCAUCUGUACUCUGCCCCUCGCCGUCUGUGCCACUUUAGUGUUUAUGCUCGUCUACCAAAACUACUCGCUCGUGGUCUAUGUCACGGUUCUCCUGACGUUUCUCCUCGUGAACCAAUCCUGGCUCGCUAUCUUCAUACUGUUCACAGUGCUCUAUCCGCAACAGGCGCACCGACUGUGCCCCGUUUUCUCUGCAAUAGGUGGAUUCUGCUGUCGGUUUCAUCGUCCCUAAGCCUCUAAUGCCCGUCUACUAUGCCUGGAUAUUCUACAUCAACCCUUCUUACUACGCCUACGCCGCGACCACCGUCACUGUGCUACACGACAAUGAUCUUGGAGGGUGUACUAGGGAUUCGCCGCUCGAGUGUUUCCGAGUGUCCAGCGUGGCCGUUUUGGACUCUUUCGGGCUCGCCGAAGUCAAUCCGAUUCAGUACAUGGUUAUUCUCAUGGGGAUGGUCUGGGUGCUCCUGCUAUUAGCCAUCAUUAUACUGCAGUUGAAGGUGACCUACCCUGUCAUAAAGGAGAGUCUGGAGCCGCUCUUCUGUUGUCUGGUCAAUAGAAGGAAAAGACGCAGGCAGGUUCACUCAUCGGAGGCUCUAGGACUGGUAGAACACAACCCUACCUGCUCACUCCACCUGCCCAGCUCUGACCUCGCCUCGCAAUCGUCCGACUCCAAACCCCCCAAUUACAACACCGUAAUUGACCUUGAGGCAGCAGACGGCCCCUCAAAACCGGGCCACGAAUUGAACGAAACGCGACACCUCUAAAUGUGUCUGCAGCACAAAAGACGGAGACAAGGACAGGGCAGUUUGUACUCACUUUCUUCUGGACGGAAAACACAAGGUCGAAUUCGACUUUCCCUGGGAGCGACCUCAGCCUCCGGUAGUCGAAGACAGCGUUUUCGACGAUGUGAACCAACCGACGGUCGUGGCUAAACAGGUUCUGCAGCCGACAGAACCGUCUCAGCCGAUGCUGGAUGCACCACAGACCAAGUGUGAUGGUCAGAGUCAAGAGCCUACAAGUCCAGUCCGCAAACACGUGGUGCUGCGCCGAGGAAUGAGCCUGGGUUUGGGAUUCAAUAGACACAGUACGGCAGCCAAUCGGGGCAGCACGGUCUUCCAGAACACCCUCCUCCAGCACAGACACAGCGCCGUCGUCCAGCUCACGAUGGACGAAGACGAGGAGGAGGGAGGGAUCGACGAGGGAACGCGCCGGGAGCUAACCACCGAGAAGUGGAAACUGAGGAGACUGCAGAUGGACAUAGAGCUGAAGAGACUAAAGCACAACGAGGAACGAGAGCGAGUGAGGAGACACUCGGGGGCCUUUUUUCAUCAGGCUCUGGACCCACAUGACCAACAGCAACAACAGCAAAGCAAUGGCCACAUUCAGUUAUCUCGUGCCGGGGCCAGCGCAAGCAACAUUAGUCACUGGAAACCGUCGUCCGAUCGCCGCGUGAACAGAAGCAGGAGCAUGCAAGUGAGCAGUGGUCUACCAGCGAGCAGAGCCUGGUCAAGACUGAACGACCCACUGGUGCCCCCUCGCCUGGAGAUAACACAAGAGGAGGAGGAGGAGGAGGAGGAAGACGAGGAGGCUGGAUUAGGUCUGCCACCAAAGGACAUCCCGUUCUUCGAGGAAAAAACUACUGCUGGGAGCAUUGCCCUGGACAUGAGCCAGAUUCCAGUGGCCGAGAUUGCUGAGAGCAUUCCCUCCCAGAGCUCUGACCACAGCUGGAACACUGCGGGAGGACAAGACAGUGCAUUUUAGACGGCCACCCGCGCGUUAUUGUGUAAAUUUUUCGUCUUCAUUCACGAUGAUCAGUCAUUAUUUUGUGUUCUAAUUAUACGAUUACUUCACCAAGAAAUAUUGAAAACUUCCACGAGCGCGGGGAAGAGAGUUCUGCGCCGUUACAAGUAUGUCCUGCAAGCCAGUGGUCAUUAGGGACGACGUCCUGAACGAUCUCGCAACUCGAUUCCUGAUCAAUAUUCCUGACGAGGACAAAGAUGAUCCUCUCAAGCUGUGCUCUCACAUUGAGGUGGCACACUGGUUCUAUUUGGACCUCAUACGGCCAGAAGACCCUGCCCUCCCUGGCUGCAGUAUGAAGGAGUUUAUGGCUACCAUUUUCAAGCACUGUCCAUUCCUAGUGAGAGACUCUGUGGCACGUGAUCUGGACACCCUCCAGUCUCAGUGGAAGACACUCAAGUACCGCAGACCCACUCGCGGAGCCAUCAUUCUCAACCAAGACCUCACCAAGUGUCUGCUGGUGCAGGGCUACCCGGCCUCCACAUCGUGGGGGUUCCCCAAAGGUAAACUGGAGAGGGGAGAGAGCGAUCAAGACUGCGCCAUUAGAGAGGUCUAUGAAGAGACAGGGUUUGACAUUCGAGCACUCAUUCGGAGUGAGCACUAUUUGGAGUGUGAGUCGAGGGACAGCGAGCGGGCAUCUCGGAUGUACAUUAUUCCAGGGAGUCCCGGAGGAGACAGGGACAUUCAGUGGUUCCGAGUGGAGGAUCUUCCUCGGUUCAAGAAGGAUCUCACCACCAGACAAAACCUCGGGAAGAACCCCAGCAGCUUCUUCAUGAUCAUCCCCUUCAUUAGGUCAGGGGCUCACCCAUAUUCAGCUGAAGAAGUGGAUAUCCAACUACCAGAGAGCCCGUGGUGUGGCAGGUGGAGGGAGGAAGACCACUCGAGCAGUCUCGGCUGCGUUUCCCAGGCCCUCUGCCCCUCUCCAGCCCACGAGGAAAUCCUCAAACUCUCCCUCUCCCUCCUCCCCCCAUCUCCCUCGGAGGACAGCUAGCAGUCGCACCGUAAACAGUGGACAGGAGAAAGCUUCCGCACAGCUACAAACACAGCCUCAUUCCAGUCAACAGUCUACCCCUUCUAUGAGAGCUGUUUCAGGACCUUCAGCCAGCAGUAGUACCACAAGAACUGCACAUAUUGGACAACAGAAAGGUUCUGCCAUGCUACAAACACAGCCUCAUUCCAGUCAACAGUCUACCCCUUCUAUGAGAGCUGUUUCAGGACCUUCAGCCAGCAGUAGUACCACAAGAACUGCACAUGCUAGACAGCAGAAAGGUUCUGCCAUGCUACAAACUCAGCCUCGCGUUGUUGGACAGUCGCUACUUAUCAGAGCUGUAUCAGGACCUCCGGGAGGGAGAUUGAGACCUUUAAACCCUGUUAUCGGACAACUCGCGAGCGACGGACCAAUAACCGACCGGAGUGAACAAGGGUCAGGGGUCAUGCGGUCACAUACUGUUCCACACCCUGUCCAAGGUCAUCACCACCCACACGUCACUCCCCACCCGGCUCCCCAGCCUCACCGCUCUCUCCCACCUCCCCCACACCCCCUCGCCGCUCUGUGGCAGGCGCCAGCUCACAAGCAUCACCCAUCACACCCUCACUACACUCACUCUUCACCAUUGGCACAGCAGCACCACUAUGUCCCACACCCAACUUCUGCAUUUAACCCUGUGGCUAAUCAGCAAUCCAAUUCUUACUCAAAAGGAGCACCUGCCAGUAAUUUUAACCCUUUUGCUGCUCUUGGUGUUUCGACGGCAACAACUCCACAUGGAAGUUCAAAGGAUGAAACUCGGACUGUCUCCACUCCAUACCAGUGGAAUGGGAAUGUGACGGUGUUCAGGCCAGUGCAGGUCAAACUGAAGCCAGCCAAGUCAUGGACUGGUUUCAAGUUUGACAAGCCCCGCAUUUUAUCAGCUAUGUGGUCUGAUAUAGGCUGCUUCUGAACAAUGACACUUCAUU
Molecule: messenger RNA, 4581 nt
Organism: Geodia barretti
Lineage: Eukaryota; Metazoa; Porifera; Demospongiae; Tetractinellida; Geodiidae
Source: the annotation of a GenBank genome assembly